CUCAUUACCGUCCAACGCAUAAAUAGUGUGGUCAUUGUUUGUCAUUUGUUAGUCUGCGACGAUUAUUGUGCUGCCAACUUGUUUUCACAUUAAUUAAAAUGGAGUUUAAAACUUUAGUAUUAUUUUUCACGGUUAUAAUAAGUUGCUUCUUUGUUAGUAAUGCUUUUCCCAGAGAUAGUAGUAUAGUGAAACAAGAAACUGUAACGGAAAUAAAUAUUGGAGCAAAAGAAAGUUCGACGCCCAGUGUGGACAUUGGAAAAGAAUACCACAUCCCAGGAAGAGUGUCAUGUCAAUAUGAAGACCCCGUAGACGACAUCGUAUGCCAGGAACAUUGUCUGCCUAAAGGAUAUUCGUAUGGCAUCUGUGUCGGUCAUACUUGCAGCUGUAUAUGAUUUUAAAACAAAAGUAUAGCAUAAAAGAACAAGACAGCAUUUUUACUUAUGUUUCCUGUGAAUUAAAGAAUAACAGUCGCUUAAUUUAAAAAUGUGAUUUUUAAAAAAAUAUUGUAACUGCCUAAUGAAUUAAACGUAUCAAAGGGGAUCUAGUAAAUAAAACAAAAAUAAAUUGUGUUGCACUUUA
Messenger RNA from Papilio polytes (common Mormon), 579 nucleotides. RefSeq lists its product as uncharacterized. Lineage: Eukaryota; Metazoa; Arthropoda; Insecta; Lepidoptera; Papilionidae. The coding region runs from base 99 to 392 and encodes 97 amino acids. Gene Ontology annotation, biological process: defense response. The transcript is spliced from 2 exons. The record is from RefSeq and is a predicted model, not a curated record.